AUGCCUCAAAGUUUAGCACAUUUCCAACCGCAGCAGCACCAUUAUGGCCUGAAGGUUCUUGCUCCGGUCGUCGUGCAACAUUUCAAGAACAGUUUGAUCCAGGCACGAAGGAUGCAGGAGGUCCAGCCGGACAUGGAUCGGCAGGUCGCCGAGCUCCGCGGCGAGCUGCGCAAGGUGCGGGAGGAGCGCGACCGCGCCCACCGCGUGCUUGAGGUGACGGAGUGGAAGGCGCUGGCAUCGGCGAAUGACCGCACCACGAUCGAGACGCUAGAGGCGGAACGGGACGCGUCGAGGGAGUCUGAGUCCCGGAUGCUGGAGUCGCUCUCGCUGCAGACGAAGCAGCUGGAGAUCACCAUGAUGGAGCUGGAAGAGGCCAGGUUGGAGAUCGCGUCGCUCAGGGACACGGUGCAGAGUAUCGAGGCUAGCGCCUGCGCCGCCGCCGCCGCGAAACCGAGGGGACGGUACGACCGCGACCUGCAGCGGGUGAGCAGCGAGCUGCGGGUGGCGCUGGCGACGGAGGAAAAGAGCAAGCGGGCGAUGGAGGAGCUGGUGCUGGCGCUGAAGGAGGUGAAAGCGGAGCUGUACGCGACGCGGCAGCAGCUGGCGCGCGCGCAGCGAGAGGCGGAGACGGCCCGGCUCGAGUCCGACCGGCUGCACGUGUCCGUGAAGCGCAAGGACGACAAGGUCCGGGCGCUUUCCGACGAGGUGGCCCGACUCCGCGCCGACGCCGAGGAGUCGGCUGCGAACUGGAGGGCCAAGGAGGCCGGGUUCACGGCGUGCAUGAAGUCCACGGAGGCGGAGCUCGCCGAGUCCCGUCGCGAGAACUCGCGCCUCCUCGAGUCGCAGCGGUCCGGGCGGAACGAGGUGGCCAAGCUCCGGGACAUCCUGAAGCAGGCCGUCAAGGACAGCAAGUUGGUCAAGGAGGAGCUGGAGGAGGCGAAAACUGAGAACGCGAAGCUCAAGGAGACGGUCGGCAACAAGGACAACGCCGUCAAGUGCACCAAGCAGGAGCUGGACUGCCUCCGCGUCAGCGAGGCCGCGGCGCGCGACAGCGUCAAGGAGCUGCAGAGCCUGCUGGUGGCCACGUCGUCCAGCCCCACCGCGUCCGUGGCUGCUUCCACAGGGAGGUCGUUGGACCUGGAGGAGGAGCCGUCGUCGCCGCAGCUGGGGAUGGAUCAUCAGCUGCCUCUGCCUGCUGGGUGUGAGAACCGGCUGUCCACGGACGCCAAGGUGAAGCCGCCGGAUGGGAUGGUGCUGCCGCGGCAGAUGUCGGAGAACUUCGAGGGGUCGGUGUACGACAUUUUCGGGACGGUUGACGAGCAGAAGGGCGAGCAGCUGGGCGUGUUUACCAGGAUGCCGAGUUUGCCUGGCCGGCGGCGCGUGGUCAUGCGCAGGGUUGGCAGCCUAUUCCGGUGGAAGAGCUUCAACAACAAAUAGCUAGCUACUGCUGCUACCUGAAAUUUGGAAGAGCU
Messenger RNA from Lolium rigidum, 1472 nucleotides. Its product is annotated as nuclear matrix constituent protein 1a-like. Lineage: Eukaryota; Viridiplantae; Streptophyta; Magnoliopsida; Poales; Poaceae. The record is from RefSeq and is a predicted model, not a curated record. The transcript has a single exon. The coding region runs from base 1 to 1437 and encodes 478 amino acids.